AUGGCGGCGCCGCGCGCGGUGCUGCUGCUGAGCGGGAAGAGGAAGUCGGGGAAGGACUUCGUGGCCGAAGAGCUCCGGAGCCGGCUGGGCCCUGACGUGUGCACCGUCCUGCGCCUCUCCGGGCCCCUCAAGGAGCAGUACGCCAAGGAGCACGGCCUGGACUUCCAGCGGCUCCUGGACGCCAGCGCCUACAAGGAGACAUUCCGGCAGGACAUGAUCCGCUGGGGAGAGGAGAAGCGCCGCGCCGACCCCGGCUUCUUCUGCAGGACGGUGGUGGAGGGGGCGGCGCAGCCGGUGUGGGUUGUGAGCGACACGCGGCGCCUCUCAGACGUGGAGUGGUUCCGGGACGUCUACGGGGACGCGGUGCAGACCGUGCGGGUGGUGGCCACCGAGGAGACGAGGAAGAGGAGGAACUGGGUCUUCGUCGCCGGGGUGGACGACGCCGAGUCCGAGUGCGGCCUGGACCAGGGAGUGACCUUCGACUGGGUGAUCCCAAACGACGGGGACGAGCUGUCCCUGGCCGAGCAGCUGGAGACGCUGCUGCGGUCGCUCCGCCGCCGCCUAUAGCUCGGUGACCCUCUGCGGGG
Molecule: messenger RNA, 587 nt
Organism: Gavia stellata (red-throated loon)
Lineage: Eukaryota; Metazoa; Chordata; Aves; Gaviiformes; Gaviidae
Gene: PMVK
Product: phosphomevalonate kinase
Biological process (GO): isopentenyl diphosphate biosynthetic process, mevalonate pathway; cholesterol biosynthetic process
Cellular component (GO): cytoplasm
Molecular function (GO): phosphomevalonate kinase activity
Source: RefSeq, a predicted model, not a curated record